Messenger RNA from Procambarus clarkii (red swamp crayfish), 15688 nucleotides. The record is from RefSeq and is a predicted model, not a curated record. Lineage: Eukaryota; Metazoa; Arthropoda; Malacostraca; Decapoda; Cambaridae.
UAGUGUGUCAUCGGUAUGGCUUGAUGUUGUUGAACGGUCACAAAAAUUCCUCACAUCCGUUGUUCUCAGCCAGGUUCCUGGAGGAUCAGGCGGGAGCAGCAUGACACGUGUGCCGCUGGGAGACCGACACAUGGCACUCUCUCUCCUGCUUCACCUGGCCCUACAGCGAGCUACUUUGUCAACUUUACUGACCGUCAUUACACUCCUACUGCAGCUGUGGGACUCGGGCAGAAAUCAGGUGGAUAACCGUGUCAGCAGCCAUGGAACCAGUGCUCCUCUUCUGCCUGUUCUUCAUAGGUUUGGGGCUAUUCCUCUCCUGAAGUCUCAGUCAUCCUCCAGUGCUGUUUUGGAUGAAAGUACUCCAAUAGAAGUGAGCCCAACAGACUGCCUCCUUCGAUACUUAGAAUUACCUGAAGAUGAGGAUGUGAGUGUGGACCUGGAACAAGCUGCAGUAAUCCUACUCUGUCAUUUGGAUCGUCUGGCAGCCCCCCACACUCCCCCACUUCAUACACCACAUGGCAGACCUACACAGGGCCAGGAGGUUUUAUCUUGGGGUUGGCUGGCCUGGUCUGGAGUGUCCAGCCAUUCUCGACCUCUCAACUACUGUGAUUCUUUAGCAGAGCUGGGUAUAAAGUCGGUGGCAUGUGCAGAACGCUGCCUCCUCAUACUAACUCAGAAGGGUACUAUGUAUAGCUUGUACUAUAACUCUGAGGCACCGUGUCCGCAGCUUGUGCCGGGCCAGCCGGAGGAGGAGAUUGUUAAGAUUGCGGCCCAUCCUGAUGGAAAGCACUACUUGGCUCUUACUGCUGCUGGUCAAGUAUACUCCUGGGGAAAUGGAGAUGGGGGUCGUCUCGGGCAUGGGGACAGUAGCUCUAGGGAAGAGCCAACUCUCAUACAGGAAUUACAAGGGAAAACAGUGGUGUCCAUUGCUUGUGGAUCAACCUACAGUGCAGCCAUUACCAGCCAAGGUGAACUGUAUACCUGGGGUCGAGGAAACUAUGGAAGGCUCGGCCAUGGGUCAUCUGAUGAUCAUAGCACUCCCACACUUGUCACAGCAUUGAAAGGUGAAAGAGUCCUUGAUGUUGCUUGUGGAAGUGGAGAUGCUCAGACUAUUGCUGUAACAGACUCGGGCAAUGUGUAUUCUUGGGGUGAUGGUGAUUAUGGAAAACUAGGACGUGGUGGAUCAGAUGGCUCAAAAGUUCCAAAACUAGUAGAUAAACUGCAAGGUCAGGAGGUGUGUCGAGUUUUCUGUGGUGCUCAGUUUUCUCUUGCACUUAGCAAAAAUGGGUCACUCUUUACUUGGGGAAAAGGUGACAACCAUCGUCUUGGCCACAACAGUGAAGAACAUGUACGGUAUCCGAAACAAGUAAAAGCUUUAGCUGGCAAGAAGGUUGGUGAAGUGGGUGUGGGAUGCAUGCAUGUAGUGACUUUGACAGAGGAUGGGGAAGUAUAUGUGUGGGGUCGCAAUGAUCAGGCUCAGCUAGGAGACUCGCCACACGUUGCUUUGGCAGAACCAACACCCAUGUCUUCUCUACAGGGCAAGAAUAUCAUUGGAAUUGCCUGUGGACCAUCUCAAACUUUUGCUUGGAGCACCAAAAUGUCAUGGUCAGUAUCCACACGAAUCCCAUAUGUAGUGGAAAUUUGUGAAGAAACUUUUGUUAGGCUAAAUGACCUCUUGGCACGCGUCGGAGAAGGACUAGUUGAUGAUCGUAUUCCAUCUCAAGAGCAGGAGUGUAUGGUAGUUUCAGGGCUGAAUCUACUGAGGUUACAGCUUCACUCUGCUGUACAGAACCACACCGAUGUUGACAGCAUUGGUUUACAUGUUGGCUCAUCACUCCUAGGCAGCCUGAAGCAGAGAGUCGUCAAUCUGGCCAGCAGUUCUGGAGUCUUGCCUACAAUACAGGUUGCUGCACAGGCCACUCUCCAGACGGGCUGGUCCAUUUUAUUACCUACUGCAGAAGAAAGAGCAAAAGCACUGUCCUCUCUCCUUCCGAGUACAGGAUCGGACAUCUCUAGUAUGAGCUCAGGCCGAAGAUUUAUGAUCGAUCUGCUGGUAUCAAGUCUGAUGGCUGACGGAGGCCUUGAAAUGGCUCUCAGUGCUGCUAUUAAGUUUGAAGUUCAAGAGGCUGAGUGGACUGAAAAGAAUAAAGUGGCCCAAAGUAGUACCAUCAGCAGCAGUAACAGUGUUGCUGCGGGCUCCAAUGUAAGCCCGAGGAAGAACAUGAGGGCGGAGGCUGCCUCUUCCCGUCGCUCGUGUGACAACUCCAUGUCUGAUGACCAGUCGGCAACUCUGCCACUUCUGCAUCUAGUUCGCCAACUGUUGAGAAAUGCCUCCACUCAAACACUGAUGAGAUUACAGGCUAUUGCCCCAGAUAGUAUGUCUAUGAUAUCGUCGGCUGUGCUGCUUGAUGGACAUGGUGAAAGGAAUGGCGCCUUGGUUGGUGCCGCUUCAGGAAUCCAAGGGGAACUAUCCCCUUCAAUUCAGUUGCUCUUGAGAUUUCAAAGAUUGUUAGUGAGCCAACUGUUUCCUGUGGAGAGCAAUGUUAGUCCAAAACACAUUAUGCAAGAGAGUGAAGUUGAGGGAGCAGGGUGGCUACUAAGGAAGUACUUAUCUCUUCUUGUUGGCCAUGUCUCGGAUACUCUCUCCAUCGCUACCUCGCUGGCCACCAUCAAUACUCGCCUCACAGCUCUUACCUGCACCAUCUUGCAAAGAGACAUAACAGGUCUACUUCUGAGUGAACUCUUCAUAUCUCUGCUUGUUGUGUCUGUUCACAAUCCAAAUGUUGUCCUCUCUUGUGACCUCAUCUCUCCACUGUUGAGCCUUUUGGAACCACUUGACCGCUUCAAUCAACUUGCUCCGGGUGCCGACAGAGAAGAUACGGAAGAUAUGGCUUGGCCUGGAAUUAUUGUUAAUGCAAUUAAACAAACAGAGGAAAUGCCAGUAAUCCGUAAAGCUGAUUUAGAAAAUCACAACAAAGAUGGAGGCUUAUGGAUUGUGGUUAAUGGAAAAGUGUAUGAUGUUCAGGAAUUUAGGUCAACAGCCCCAUGUGGUAGUGACAUCUUGCAGUACUAUGCUGGCCAGGAUGCCACUCAGGUCUGGGAAAUGGCUAACCAUUCUACCCGGGCCAAGGAAAUGAUGGCUAGUUAUUUUGUUGGGAACUAUAUGGACCCUGAGCUGGAAGUGGUACAGGUCUUGGAUGCAAGUACCCUUUCAUCCCCACUGGUAGACACUGAACGGGCUCUGGCCAUGUUGGUAGGAGCCUAUGCCAGCUGUCUUGCACGUGGUCAGCCGGCAACACCUUGGGAAUUAGGACAUGAAAAAUGGAUUUCUGCUGAGUUUAUGAGAGCUGGGUGUCAGACUGUUCAGCCACCUGACCCAUAUGAUGAGGAGAAAGGUGAAGCAAGAACCGGUUCAUCUGCCACCACUCCUGGUUCUGCUACAACUCCAGGAGAUGUGAGACUUCCACGUCCAAUAGACCCACUAUCACACAAGAAAGCGAGAUCACAAGGACCAAAUUCAAGUCCUCAGGUGGAAAUAGAUUCUUACUUUUCAAAUAUGGCUGAUUUUUUCCUGUCAGCCCUGAUGGAAGGAAAAACACAGGAUCCAUAUGUACAAAUGUUCCUCUCGGUUUGUGAUCGAGAAAUACGCCAUUUGGGGCGCCACUCGAUGCAUACAAACUUUUCUCUGGAUCACCCCAUAGAAGAAGCUGGUCGUCUCAUGUCUGCAACACUCUUGCGGCACACACAUCUCACGCCUCAGCUUAUUGAAGUUCUUGAGCAAGGUCUAGCAUUGAGUGCUGAUGAUAGUCAUGGCUGGGAAGCAACCUUAGAAUUGCCUCGAGGCUUGCAAGAGCUUAUCCGCCAUGUCCACAACACCAAGUGGCUAUUGAUCAGGAGGAGGCAGGAACUGACUCGGUCUUACAAGGAGGUGUGUGCUCCGGUCAUGGAAAGAUGCAGAUUUGUUUUUUAUGAAGUACGCCCUGCUAGCUGUGGAGAUGUAGACGCCUUGGACAAGUUUGCUGUGCGUGGCGUGUCAAGGUGGAGGAAAGCCACUCAGUUACUUCGUCUUAGGUCUAAUGAUACUACAGCCACAAGCCAGGAAAAGGAUGGGCCCCAGGACACCAAAGAAGCAAGUGGUUCUGUUGAGGAUAUAAGCAUCAGCAGCAGCAGUAAUAGCAACUGUGAGGACAGAAUUAAUGCUCCUGACAGCUGUGAUGAUGUAAGAAGCGGUCGCUUAGACAAACAGGAAGACUUGUGUAAGGACAGUGAUCCGACCGAAUUAAGUCGCUUAUCUGAAGUUUCCAUGGAUGACAACAUGAAAGUAGAAGGGGAUGUAGAUGCAGUGGAGAAAGAACUAAAAAUAACUGCAGAUGCCAAAAAACAACAAGGAGAUGGGAAAAAAGCAUCUGUGAGUUUAAAUCUGAAAAGGUCUCCAUCACCAUCUGGAGCUGCAUAUUCUCCCUCGAGACCAUCUUCACUUCUAACUCCAACUGCUCCACCGCCAACAGCAAAAGUAAUAGAAAUAGCAACUAAAGUCAUCGAGUUUGUAUGUUCAGAAGAAACAAUUAAUAUUGAAGCAAUGCGGAAAGCCUUUUUCACUCAGAUGGACAGAGCAGAGAUGCGAUUGCGUGGUAUCGAGAUGUUCCUCGGCUUAGUUCAAAAGAGCAACUUCUUGCCAUCUGUUAGACUGACCCUUAUCAAUGGAUGGCUCGGCCUCUUGCCCUUUGCACCAAAAAAUACUCUGGUUCUUCCUGAUUGCCUGGAAAACAUUCCUUUAGUUCCUGUUUACCAACGAGCUGUGCUGAAGGCAUCAUGGGCAAAGGUCUGGGAAUGGGCUGUCGGUGAGCUGCGGGCUCAUGUACUGAAGGCUGAGCAAUUCUGUGUUGCUGCCCAUUCAUCAGGAAGGAUACUGAGGGGCAGAGACAAUCCUAGCUCCAAGGACUCAAACUUCAGUUGCCGUGAUCAUAACAUUUUAGCUUCCAUGCCACUUUCAAGGUUUGUUCUUGGUUUGGUAUGUUUAUCAACAAGAGCUCACUGUGGCGCGGAUCUGAGUCUACUAAUAUCAGGCGGUCUGUUAGCUUUAAUGCAGACACUUCUCAGACUUAUUGGUCCAUCGACUUCCACCUCAAGCAUCAGGAGUGAAGAUAAGGAGGAUAUUGUUGCAAUAUUUGAAGAAGCUGCAAAGAAGCCUCGUGUGCCUCCACCCCCACUCUCGGGACCAGAGCUUGCUGCAAUGAUGAAGGUGGGGACAAGAGUUGUUCGUGGUAUAGAUUGGAAAUGGGGUGAUCAGGAUGGCCCACUUCCUGGUGAGGGAACAGUGAUUGGCGAAUUAGGAGAAGAUGGCUGGAUUCGUGUUCAGUGGGAUAAUGGUUCAACUAAUUCAUAUCGCAUGGGCAAAGAGGGCAAGUAUGACUUGAAACUGGUGGAUUCUCCUCUUCCGCCAGCACCAGAGAGCGACUCGGACACAGAUGAAGAGGAAGCAUUGUGGUCCAUGCGGAAUCUUCUUCAAACACUUCGAUCACGACAUAUCUCCACACCUUCUGUGACAGAAUCAAGCUACAUACGCAAGCAUCCAAUCUUGGUUCUUCGUGAUUCUUGCUUGCAGCUGUUGAGAUCACUAACCAUAUCAACAGGCUUGACUGCUCAUAACAUGUCCCCCGCGAGUGCUCGUACAGUUGCUGCUCUGCUCCAUAGUAUUGUCCAGGCUGGUACAACUCAGUCUGAAGAUCGGGAUCAUCUCUUGGAGGAGCAGCAUCGGUCUUGGUGUACUCUGGGUUUGGUCCGGUCAAUAAGCUGUUCUCCCUUAUUGUGUAGGAACCUGGCCACACCCCCUUGGGUCAGUUUACUACUUAACCUAGCACAGACCUUCUUGGGACCAUCUUCUCUCUAUCGUCGGAUACUGGCUUUGCGGCUGCUGUCUUGUGUGUUACCGCACCGUAUUGACGACCUGGAAGACAGACAGAUACUGUUAGAUCGAAUAUUUUCCUUACUGGGCAACACCAUUCUCACGUGUGCGAAUGAUCCAGCUAUUAGUGCUACAAGCAAGAAGGCUCGUGGUACUUGCGUCGCCAUAACAUCAACUCACUCGAGUACUGUUGCGGAAGCUGUAGUCUCUCUAGUGCGGACUCUUCAUGCUCUUCCAGUCUGGAACAAUGUUAUUAAUGAUGCCAUAAUUGAUCGACUUGGCUUAGUGUCCCAGUUGUUAACUGAUCUCUCCCAGUUCCAGUUCAAGUUUGAUGAUUAUCGGCCAGGUAGCUUAGCUGGUCAAGCCACAGGUAUAGCUGCAUCCUUGGCCAUUAUUGGAGGUGUUGAUGCACGCCCCAGACUUGGUGGGGAUGUUGUUUUGGAGGGUGGAUUGGGCACAAUUGCUCGUAUAGGUCAACACAAAGUUUAUGUUCAGCCUCAUGAAGGUGGAAAUCUUCUCAGACUAAGUUUAUCGUCGGUAGUGCCAUCACCCACCAAACGUUUUGCUAUUGAUCGGUUAAGUGUAACUACAGCCUGUGUUCAAGUUUGGGUUUCUCUAGUGGCUCUGGCUGGGGAUUAUUCAAGAAGUUUUCAUAUUUCCAGCCCAUUAGCACUUUCUCCUACAUUACUGAGAAUACAGCAGCUGCGCAUGUUGGUGAUGAAUGCAUGCCGAGCACUCCUGAAUCAUCAGUCUCUUCUGAGGCUGGUCCUUUUGCAGCCCACAACGGACAUCAGCAGCUCGACUAACAACCUUGAUUCAGUGGCGGAUGACACCAGCCAGAGUUUAGAGAUUCUUCUAAUUCAGAGGCUCAUCACUGCAUCUACACCUCCAUCACCUGUGAAGGCAUCAUACACAAGGGAGCAGUUAGAGACUGCAGCACUAGCUCUUUGUGAAAGCCUCACCGAAGAGAUAUCGCAGCCUAUUCCAGCCACACCCUGCUCCAAUGAUGAUAUCUCUACACCUCUUAGUGAACAUUCUAUAGGAUGCCCACCUUCACCUGUUAUUGCAAAUGAUAAUCCACCGACGCAGAUUCGUCCAACCCGUCCAGCACAAACCACGCGAGGAAAAAGGACACGCAAUGCUUCUCCAUCCCCUUUGGUCAGGCAGUUAAUGGAAAUGGGCUUUUCACGGAAGAGUGUGGAACAUGCAGUUAAGGCUCUAGGUGGUGUUGGAACUGAAGUAGCUCCAAGCCCCGAGUCAUUGGUUGUGUGGCUUAUUGAGCACGCUGACAUCACUUUAUCUGACACGGAUACUGCACAAGAUGUUUUGGAUUCAGAUGCAGAUUCAUUAACAGACGAGUUUAAUGAUGAUCCACCUGUAUUGGAGGCAUCUCCUAUUGUUGAAGUAUAUCGCAAACGAGUUGAGUUUACCAGCAAUGAUGAAUAUGCUAUGUAUGUGCGGGACCACAUAUCACCUGGUAUGAAUGUACGUUGCUGUCGCACAUAUGAAGAGGUUUAUGAAGGAGACAUUGGGCGGGUUGUGCGAGUUGAUAGAGGUUCUCUGCAUAAUCUCAAUGUUCAGGUUGACUGGCAUCGAAAAGGAGGAACAUAUUGGGUUCGCUACAUCCACAUUGAGCUCCUGGACCAGCCGCCACCCCCACUAGCUACCAAUGGUCCCAUUAGAGUCGGAGAUAAAGUAAGAGUGAAAAGUUCAGUGGUCACUCCAAAGUACAAGUGGGGCUCGGUUAAUCACCGCAACAUUGGAGUCGUUACAAGUGUGAGUAGUAAUGGCCAGGACCUGAUGGUCGACUUCCCGCAGCAGCCAAACUGGCAAGGUUUGGUCAGCGAGAUGGAGGUUGUGCCCUCGUGCCACCUGAGUGUUACCUGUGAUGGUUGUGGGAUCUCCCCUAUAACAGGAGCAAGAAUGAAAUGCAAGGUAUGUGAUAACUUUGACUAUUGUGAAGAAUGCUACCAGACUAAGAGAAGUCACCGUCAUCUCUUCAAUAGGAUUGCAGAGCCGGGUAGUCCAGCUGUCUAUGCUGGUCCUCCUGGUAGAGGCCGUUUCCGUAAGAAGGAAGGCAUCUUGGGAGGAGUUGAUGGCACGGUGGAAGAUUGGUACCGUUGUGUUCGUAAUCUUAGUGUGUCAUCCCGAGAAAAUUGGGCCCACAGGCUUAUUGAUGGCACUGGAAGUUACUGGCAGAGCUGUGGACAGGAAGGCAAGCACUGGAUACGUUUAGAGAUGCAACCCAACAUUGCAGUUGAAUGGCUGAGAUUGCUUGUAGAUCCUGCAGACAGUUCCUAUAUGCCAACCCUCUUAGUGAUCAGUGGAGGAGAUUCUCUGGCUAAGAUGCGGGAACUGAACACUGUCCGUAUCACUCCUUCAGACACUUGGGUUACUCUCCUUCGAAGUGCGAAGGAGCAGACCAGCCAGGGAGAUGCAGCGAUUGCAACAUGUCUGUCUUUAAUCUAUGUGAAGUAUAUAGAAAUUGGCAUAAAGCAGUGCAAAAGUGGUGGCAUAGACUGUCGUGUCCAUGGUCUAACAAUGAUGGGGAAGAUAGUGGAUGAUUUUGGUGAGCCAGCUUCGUCUGUCUCAUUCCUGGCCUCUGACAAUGAGGAUGUAGAGGAGGACAUUACAGACAUGUCUCGAAAAAGCCUCACGUCGGUUAUGAGCUUUGAUGGUGAACCAAAGGUUUUAGUUUGGGGUCUUAAUGACAAGGACCAGCUAGGAGGCCUCAAGGGGUCUAAAGUCAAAAUGCCAAUACUAUCAGAAACCUUGAGCAGUCUUCACCCUGUUAGUGUUGCUGGUGGAUCCAAGUCCCUCUUUAUUGUAUCACAGGAGGGUAAGGUUUAUGCAUGUGGUGAGGGUACAGGUGGAAGGCUGGGACUCGGCCACUGCAGUAAUAUACCAAUUCCACGACAGAUAACAGCUCUCAGUCAAUAUGUUGUGAAGAAAGUUGCUGUCCACUCUGGUGGCCGACACGCUAUGGCACUUACUGUAGAUGGCAAGAUCUUCUCGUGGGGUGAAGGAGAAGAUGGAAAACUAGGCCACGGAAGUCGCUUAAGCUAUGAUAAACCAAAACUUGUUGAAGUACUUAAGUCAAAGCGCAUCAGAGAUAUUGCCUGUGGCAGUUCCCACAGUGCAGCAAUUACUUCAAGUGGAGAGCUUUACUGCUGGGGCCUUGGAGAAUAUGGACGUUUAGGCCUCGGGGACACAACAACGCAGCUCAAGCCAAAAUUAGUAAAAGCUCUGCUGGGUCAAAGAGUUGUUCAGGUUGCGUGUGGAAGCCGUGAUGCUCAGACACUUGCACUGACUUCAGAAGGAAUGGUGUACUCUUGGGGUGAUGGUGACUUUGGAAAAUUAGGACGUGGUGGGUCAGAAGGAUGUGCAUUACCUCAAAAUAUUGAGAGACUCAAUGGUCUUGGUGUAUGCCAGAUUGAGUGUGGAGCACAGUUUUCUCUAACCCUUACAAAAAGUGGACAGGUGUGGACUUGGGGCAAGGGAGACUAUUUCCGACUGGGCCAUGGAACAGACCAGCACGUGCGGAGACCAACAAUGGUUGAAGGGUUGCGAGGCAAAAAAGUAAUUCACGUAGCUGUUGGAGCAUUACAUUGUCUGGCAGUGACCGAGGCAGGACAGGUGUAUGCAUGGGGUGAUAAUGACCACGGCCAACAAGGCAAUGGCACUACGAUAGUGAAUCGGCGUCCCGCUUUGGUGUGUGGACUGGAGGGCGUAAAAGUGGCACGUGUUGCAUGUGGAUCAUCUCAUAGUGUUGCAUGGACAGCUCCUGACCCACCUCUCCCGGCUGCUACAGAGCCGGUCAUGUUUACUACCACAAAAGACCCUCUUGGAGCUUAUGCAAUUGGAGUGACAGAUCCUCUUGGAGGAGAUGCAGGUGCCAGCUGCAGCCCGUCCAGUAAUGCAGGCGGGGUACCAGUGAAUCCUUCUCUGUCACGUGUGGUGUUAAUGCUCGAGUCAUCUGCUGCUAGACAAGCAGCACUCCAGCAUGUGCUCAAUGCCCUUCAAGUAAUGUUUGCGCGGGACUGUGUCAUUGCUGCUCUGGACUCUACAGUCUCUGCACUCAUUCACACGAAGGAUGAGUUUAAUGUUUGCGACUCUAUUCCAAAAGUUGGAGGGCUCCCAACUCCCGAGUCUAUGACUGAUGCCAUAGCAGAUUCUUCGUCCUCAUCCCUUUCUAGCCCCAAUGGAGGAGAAAUAGCCGAGGGUGGAGGAGAGGCCCCAGCUUCUGCUCUUGAUGCUGCUGCAGUACCCACAGCUCUGAGCUGUGGGACUAGUCCAGACAGUGAAGAAAGUGUGCUGCUUCAGUUGGCUUCAGUUCCCUCAACCGGGUCCUUGUCCUCUCGAGCAUCCCGCCUCUCGCAUUCUGCCAUGAGCAUUCUGGCUGCUACACUCACUACUAAAGCUGAUGUGGUGUCGGAAGAAGCAGAUGUUCCUGAAGACGACAUUGGUUCUAAUGGACUGGAUGAGUUCACACGAAGACUUACUGAAGACGAUGCACGAGUUCUGGUGGAUCUCCUGAAACUGGCUGUUGCUGGACGAGCUGGAGCCCGGGCUGCUCCUGCUAUCACAAAAGUCUUGAUAGGCUUGGCUCGAGAAAAUUCCAUUGUAUCUGGGAUGCUGACAGAGUUGUGUGUAACUGAACUUGAAGAUGCAGCAUCAGACACAGAAGCAAUGCGGUCAGUACCUCAACCAGUUGUACAGGAAAGCUCCCAUCCUUAUACAGAUGAUGUAACACUGACUGGGGCAGUCAAAAUUCUAGGUGCAGAGGCUCUGAGAGUUGAAUUUGAUCGUCAGUGUUCGACAGAAAGAAAGCAUGACCCGCUUACUAUUAUGGAUGGAGCAGGCAAAAUUAUCUGUACCCGAUCAGGAAGGGAAUGGUCUGACUGGUCCACUGAAGUUCGUAUUGCUGGUGAUGAAUUGAGAUGGAAGUUUACUAGUGAUGGCUCUGUGAAUGGGUGGGGUUGGCGCUUUACAGUCUUCCCUCUUAUGCCCUGUGCCACUCCACGGGACCUACACAGUGAUCGAAGGCUUCUGUCUCGGCCCUUAGUGGACCUGCCCAUGUGUCUUCUGGAUUCUCUUCUGCCAUUGUGUACCCAGACUGCCAUUCUGUCACGUUUAGCUGCAUCCCUGGCUUUGUGUGCCCAACUUUCAUCUUUAGCACCUAGUCAGCGCAUGUGGGCUCUCAAAACUCUUCGAAAGAUUGUCACCACUGAUUUGGGAUCUGGACUCAAUAUUAGAGCUCUUCUCUCAGCAUCUUAUUCCUCUAGUUCUACACCAGCUCCAUCUAGACCUAUAUCUCCCGUUCCUCAGUCCUCAUCAGUUCCCAGUGUUCCUACCUCAGCCCCACAGUCUCUUGCUCCUCCUGCUCCACCUUCAUUGCGAGGAAGCACAGAGAGCUUAGAAUCGUCGGGUAGUUUUGUGAAACCAUCAGUGGAGGUCAGAACUACUGAAAUGCCCCUUGUCAGCCUGCUGAAGGGACUGCCAGAAGCUCUUCUCCGCCAGUCUGAGUAUGAAGAUCCUCUAGUUCGAGGCGGAAAACAUUUGAUGCAUUCUCAGUUCUUCAAGGUAUUAGUUGGACUAGCUUGUGACCUGGAGUUGGAUAACGGCGUUGGUUCCGGUGAAGCGCACAAAUGGGCGUGGUUCAGACGGUACUGUGUUGCUUGCAGAGUACUAAGGUCUCUUAUUGAUCGAACUCCUCUGCCAUCUGGAUUUUGUGCUGAUGUACGCAAGAAACUUUGUGAAAUGCUUGGUGAAGGAGAAGUUCUGUCUCUAGAACAGGAAGACCACACUAUGUUUCUCCACCAACAUGAUGAACAACUGCUACUCUGGUUCAACAGACGUCCAGAAGACUGGACUUUGUCAUGGGGAGGAAGUGGUAGCAUCUAUGGCUGGGGACACAACCACCGCGGCCAGUUGGGUGGUGUAGAAGGGGCCAAAGUUAAACUACCUACUCCCUGUGAUACCCUGACUGCACUCAGACCCGUACAGCUCAUUGGUGGAGAACAAACUCUCUUUGCUGUUACGGCUGAUGGGAAGGUUUAUGCUACUGGGUAUGGAGCUGGUGGCCGACUUGGAAUUGGUGGAGUGGAAUCUGUCUCGACCCCCACUCUUCUAGAGUCAAUCCAGCACAUAAUUAUUCGUAAAGUUGCAGUCAACUCUGGAGGGAAACACUGCCUUGCUCUUACUGCAGAUGGUGAUGUUUACUCGUGGGGUGAGGGAGAUGAUGGAAAAUUAGGACAUGGAAAUAAAAGCCCCUAUGAUCGUCCGCGAUUAGUAGAGACACUUCAAGGUAAAGGAGUUGUGGAAAUAGCAUGUGGUGGAGCCCAUUCUGCUGCCAUUACAUCUUCUGGCGAGCUGUAUACCUGGGGCAAAGGUCGCUAUGGGAGACUUGGCCAUGGAGAUUCUGAAGACCAGUUUAGACCCAAGUUAGUGGAGGCUUUAGGUGGUUACAGAGUAGUAGAUGUGGCCUGUGGGUCUGGAGAUGCCCAGACCUUGUGCAUUUCUGAUGAUGACAAUGUCUGGUCUUGGGGCGAUGGCGACUAUGGCAAGUUAGGUCGUGGUGGCUCAGAUGGCUGCAAGGUUCCAAUGAGGAUUGAUGGACUGGCAAAUCAGGGCAUCAUGAAAGUUGAAUGUGGGUCACAAUUUUCUGUAGCUUUGGCACGUUCGGGCACAGUCUACACAUGGGGUAAAGGCGAUUACCAUCGUUUGGGGCAUGGCACAGAUGAUCAUGUCAGACGGCCACGCAAGGUUACAGCCUUGCAAGGCAAGAAGGUCAUCAGCAUUGCUACAGGCUCGCUGCAUUGUGUGUGCUGUACAAGCGAGGGUGAAGUAUACACGUGGGGAGAUAAUGAUGAAGGACAAUUGGGUGACAGUACUACAAAUGCCAUCCAGAGACCAAGAUUAGUAAUGGCUCUACAGGGUAAAAAAAUUAACCGAGUAGCAUGUGGUUCGGCACAUACACUGGCAUGGAGCACGAGUCGUGCCGUGAGCACUGGACGCCUCCCAUCUCAGGUGCCUAUGGAAUAUGACUUGUUGAAGGAGGUUCCAUUACAUGCAUUAAGGAACAGACUGGUACUUCUGCAUCAUUUCUCUGACUUGGUAUGUCAGAGUAUUUCAAUGUUUGACCUUUGCACACCACCGGAGGAAGAAGUAGAUGAACCAAUGGUAGCCAGAUUACGAGCAAUUAUUGUAUCAACAGCAAAAGAGACAGCAUUUAAAAAGGUUGUGCAAGCAACAAUGGUGAGAGACCGUCAACACGGACCUAUUGUGGAACUGAAUCGCAUCAGUGUUAAACGAUCGCGUUCUCGUGGUGGCUUAGCUGGUCCAGAUGGAAUGAAAUCUGUGUUUGGUCAGAUGGUGGCCAAAAUGUCAUUAUUGACACCCGAUGCCCUCUUCCUGCCUCAUCGUGUGUGGAAAGUCAAAUUUGUUGGUGAAAGUGUUGAUGACUGUGGUGGUGGCUAUAGUGAGAGUGUAGCAGAGAUGUGUGAUGAGCUUAUGAAUGGAUCACUGCCACUACUUAUCCCAACACCUAAUGGUAGGGAUGAAGCUGGAACCUCACGGGAUUGUUUCCUCUUGAACCCUCAAGCCAAUUCAUCUCACCAUUUGAAUAUGUUUACAUACCUUGGUGUGUUGAUGGGGAUAGCAAUAAGGACAGGUAGUCCCUUGAGUCUCAACUUGGCUGAGCCAGUCUGGAAACAGCUAGCUGGGAUGGCCUUGACUCCAGCCGACAUAACAGAAGUUGAUCGCCACUAUGUACCUGGAUUGAUGUGUGUUCAGCAAAUGGAAGGUGAUGACAAAACCUUUUCUAGCCUAGAUUUGCCCUUCACAACUACUUCAGCAGCUGGUCAUGAUGUCCAACUCUCUACUCGACACACUAGAAUUACACUGGCCACUAGACAUGAAUAUGUCCGCCUGGCUCUGAAUUACAGAUUGCAUGAAUUUGAUGCGCAAGUUUCAAGUGUGAGAGCAGGCAUGGCAAGGGUCAUACCUGUGCCUCUUCUUUCAUUGUUUACACCCUAUGAACUGGAGACAAUGGUUUGUGGAUCCCCAGACAUUCCUCUCAAUCUUCUCAAGAGUGUUGCUACCUACAAAGGUGUUGAGGCAACAGCGCCUUUAGUCCAGUGGUUCUGGGAGGUAAUGGAAGAAUUCAGUACUGCUGAACGAUCUCUAUUCCUUCGUUUUGUUUGGGGCAGAACACGUCUACCUCGCACCAUCGCUGAUUUUAGGGGACGUGAUUUUGUAUUCCAAGUUCUGGAUAAGUACACUCCACCAGAUCAUUUUCUGCCAGAAUCCUACACGUGUUUCUUCCUUCUAAAGAUGCCACGUUAUUCCUGCAAGGCUGUACUUCGAGAGAAAUUAAAAUACGCCAUUCAUUUCUGCAAGAGCAUAGACACUGAUGACUAUGCCAGAGUUGCUAUGACUGGUGCUGGAGUGGAAGAUAAUGUAUCGUCAGAAUCCGAGACUGACGACUGGGACUCCAUUGGCAGUGAUGAACCGAUGGCAGACUGUGUUUCUCUUUAUUCUACUUGAUUUGCAUGAUAAACAAGCCGAAUGAUAAUGUAAAGAGGACUACACAUCUCGGCUUAAUGUGAUAGUUAAAAUAUCAUACUAGGUACCACUGAAGGUGGAUUAUUUGAGUUUAAACUACAGUGACAUGGCAAGUAUCAUAAAUGGUUGCCACUCUUCCUUACAAUUUUUUUCUGACAAGUCAUUAAAGUUAAUGCUGUUGCUUUCACAUUUCUUUGCAAUAGGGAAAUAAUAGUUGGCAUUAUACAGUUUAUCAAGCAUUAAUAUUUUCAGUAAGAACAUUUUUGCUAGUCAGGUAACGAUUCAAUUUCUAUUCAUAAUUUUGCUUUAUACUCCUUAAUAAAACAGGCAACAUAGGGUUUUCUCACACUUGGGUAAAGCAUAUAGCAACAGCUUAAGCAUAUCUGCUUGUUACACAUUAUUUGUGAUAUUUGACUGUACAGUACUAGCAAAGUAACGAGUAAAUAUGCAUCACAAAUUUUGCAUUCUAGUCUUUUAAAAAUAUUGUCAUUUUUCUCUUUUCUAAUGCAGUGUUUAGAUUUAGUUAAUAUUAAAAUCAUGAAUUAUUUUCUUAUACAGGUAUAACUACAUAAGUAACCAUUUUAUAAUUAAAUAUUUAAUAUGACAGCAAUUUUGAUGUAAUCAAAGCAGAAACCAUUUUACUUAAGCCUUAGGUAUUGUCUAGGUUUUUUGUUUAUCAAAGUGGUUCAGUGUGUGUAUGCAUAAGUAUAAUACAUACAUAUGUACAUAGCAAAUUUUACAAAGGCACAUUGGCUUCUACAUAUUCCCUCAUAUUUUAUUAAUUGUAUGAAAGUUUGAAAAACAAAUACAUAGUAUUCAUUACAGCACUAACAAAAUUCAAGAUAUUUUUGUAAUCAUUCUGAUUUUGAGUUAAUAUUUUUUUUUCUUUAAUUAAUUGCACAUUGAUAUUGUCUCUGCACGUCAGUGUUGAUAUAAUAAAGAAGACAUCUUAAAGAUAAGCAGAUAUCUGCUUUUCUUGUAUAAGAUCCUUGUUUUAAUUAUUCAAGGAUGCACCGAUAAAUUGGUGUAAUUUUAGGAAUUAAUGUGUCAAAUGUAUAGCUACCAUUCUUUCAUGCUUCCUGAGAAAAUUCCCCAAUCCUUCCCUAAAACAUUUGUAAAUGUUCAAGCAGCAAUUUGUGCACUUAUAACUUUACCUGUUAAUUUUAUUGUUGUAAAUGUUAAUAAUAAAUAUUACAUCCAGAGUGGGAUGGUUGAUCA